Molecule: messenger RNA, 1107 nt
Organism: Hevea brasiliensis (rubber tree)
Lineage: Eukaryota; Viridiplantae; Streptophyta; Magnoliopsida; Malpighiales; Euphorbiaceae
Source: RefSeq, a predicted model, not a curated record
AAGCCACAAGAGAUUCAUGGGACAAGGUGAAGAAGUCAAGACUCGAAGUGAACCUCAGCUUGAGAUUCUGGAGAGGGGGGAAAUAUAUUUCUUCUGUAGGCCAAAAGUCGACAAAGAAGAAGUCCACUCUCCUGACGAUGUUCAACGCUUGUGCGUUGUUCUACGGCCCGAGUCCGGAGAGCGAUCAAUCGAACAGAAACAGGACCCUCACUCUGGCAAGGAGGGUGUCAAAAGGACUUCCACUUCUACAACUACAAGUGGAAAGGAGGGUGGACAUGGUAGCCUGGAAGUGAACAUCCAAGAGGAGCCCUUGCUGCGAUUCAUUGUGAUGGGACGGAAAAGCCUUCCGGACCCAAGUAAGAGAAGCCAACCUUAUUGGGGUUUUGUAGACUUGGUCACCAAUAAGAUAGAUGAUAUGAAGAAUGCGCUUGGAGGAGAGGAAUAUGAUACUUCCACAAGAGGUCACCGACACAAGUAUCCGGCAAGAGCAGUGGGAGAAGGCGUUUAUCGCAUCCUAAGGCACAACCCGGGCAAGAGAAUGCACACUCAUUUGGUUUACAGGCUGGAGUUCCCACCAGAAGAUAAAGAAAAUGAGCCUCAAGAGUCGCUCAACAUUGAACGCCAAGCCUCAUUUAUCAUACAGAUAAAGAACCCGGAACAACGAGCAGGCAGUAGUUACCAAUUCAGAGGACUUGAAAACAAGCGCAAGGCCAUGUUUCCUGCACACCUGCAAGGCCAAUUUGGCCACAAAAGGUUCAUUCCGGCUGAUCCGCCGGACUUGUUGAACUAUGAGGAAUGCGAGUUCUUGCUGAUAUUGGCGUCGGAUGAUAUAGAAGAGGAACUGGGAUUGGAGCUGAAGACGGAAUGCGAAGCAGAUCCGUCGUGUUCUUAUUUAGUGAAGAUACAUGGAGAGAGUGCAGGCACCAGUGCCCUCUUCCAAGGCAGUUGGACUUGAAUAAAAAUGUGAAGCCAAAUUGUGUAUAUAUAUCUAAGCUAGAGUACCUAUGGUCAUGGAUGUAUAUAGCAAUGCUAGGAUUUACCCUUUUCUACUGACAUUUAUCCAUGGGAAUACUAGCAUGGGAUCCAGGUGGUUCACUUCUACUGACA